UUUUUCCCGACUGAAGUUUCUGUUUGGAAAUGGCCCCAAGGUCUGGUUCCCGGGGAGCACAGGCCGCCGCUCGGAACAUCCCGGUGCUCAACGCGCGGCUCCUGAGACGCGGGGCUGGAAGGGGCCGGGAGCGCGUUUCCCUCAUCCCGCCCUGCCGGGUUGUUUUGAAGCUAUCGAGGCAUUUAUCCCGCAUUUAUCCCGCCCCUCCCCGGCUCGGGCUGACGGACGGGGAUGCCGGCCCGGCGCGUGAUCUGUUUCCUUAAAGCAGAUAGGAAUGUUAAACAUUCCUUCCUCCCCUGCCCGUGCGGCUCCCGCGGCUCGGCCGAAAAACGGGGGUCUCGGGCCCCUCGGCCCUGCCCACGGCGGGGGGGGCUCAGCCCGAUGUGCUCCGAGUUGUCACAUCUAGGGACAGCCGGGAGCAGCACCCCAGGGCUCCGUGUGCCCCGCGAUGGGCAGCUCGGCCGGACGGGGUUGGACCAGGAGCAGGGGCUGCCCCAGCAUGGCCCACAGCCAGGCCCGGAAGCGAUCGAGAAGCAGGAGCAAAAGCCAUUCUCGGAGCAGACGGGAGAGGAAGGAGAAGAAAAGGAGGCAGAGCAGCAAGGACUCACCGCAGGGCAGCAGCUCUCCUCCCAGGAAGGAGACCUCUGGGUCACACCGACACAAGUCGAGCUCAGCAGCAGCUCCUCUUCUGAUGACUCCAGUGACAGUGACUCCAAAACAAAGAAGAGCCGACACAGCAAAAAAAAGCGAGUGAAACAGAAGGACAAGAAGAAGAAGAGGAGAAUAAAGAAGAAAUCGAAAAAGAAGUCAAAGGAAAGGGCUAAGGAGGAGAAGGCCAAGGAAGAGGUGAUGCCUGGACCCUCACUGGAGCAGUGGCAGAAGGAGUCACUGGUGGACUCUGGACCAGUUUUGACAGAUGAACAAAAGUCCCGAAUCCAGGCCAUGAAGCCCAUGACAAAGGAGGAAUGGGACGCGAGGCAGAGCGUGAUCAGGAGAGUCGUGGAUCCUGAAACAGGGAGAACCAGGCUUAUUAAGGGAGAUGGAGAAAUACUAGAAGAGAUCGUCAGCAAGGAGAGACACAAGGAGAUUAACAAGCAAGCCACGCGUGGGGACGGGCUGGCCUUCCAGGUGAGGACUGGGAUGCUGCAGUGAGCACGGGGGCACCAGCCCAGCUGGGAGCCUCUGUUUCUGGACUGUGCAGACAGCACCACACCAGGAUGCUUCCCCAGGGGCAGUUUCCAGCCACUCUGUAAGUUACUGAGAAGGAGAGAGAUGUUAAUGCUUCUAUCUCCCAGUAAACAGCUUCUCCUCUCCCUUUGUUGACUGGGGCCAGCGUGGCUGUCAUGCACUUGGACCUGCUUGCCCUCAUGUCCCUUUUGAGGCUGGAGGAGCUGAGCAGAACCCAGGGGAUGGGCUCGCUGGUACUGAGCACCCUGAGGUGCUGCUGCCCCUCAGCUCUGGGCUUCGGUGGGCAGGAGCCAAAGCUGUGGCCAUGAAAACAGGGGUGAGGGGGGCAAGAGAGUGCUGCAAAAUACACACCUGGCACCUUUUCCCUUCAGGGGCUGCUCUUGGCUUUUUCCUUGCUGGAUCUUUGUGCCCCGUGCUCACCCUGUGCUGCAGGCCCUUUGCACUCACACACUGAGGAGCAGCUGCAGCUCUCCUCCCUGCCUUCAUGUCCACCCUUCCCUGUCGCCCAGGGGGGCAGCCUUUCUGCAGCUCCAGCUCAGGGGGUGGUGCUACGGGAGCAGUGCCCUGGCACACCGUGCUGGGCCGUGGGCAGAAGUGGGCUCUGCCUGCCUGUCCCUGCAUGCAACACAUGUCCCUUCCCCGCAGCACAGGCCCUGUGGCCACUGAGAGGCAAACAGCUGGCCUUUCCCCACUGCUAAGUCCAUAAACCCACCAUCUGUAAAGACAAAAAAGGGACAAAUGGGUUAAAGGACAAAUGGGAGUGAUCUGCACAGAGGGUUUCCACAUCCUGUCCAUGGCUGUAACCCCAUUAAACUGGUGCCUGCUCA
Molecule: messenger RNA, 2015 nt
Organism: Apus apus (common swift)
Lineage: Eukaryota; Metazoa; Chordata; Aves; Apodiformes; Apodidae
Gene: ARL6IP4
Product: ADP ribosylation factor like GTPase 6 interacting protein 4
Exons: 6
Coding region: 232-1152 (306 amino acids)
Source: RefSeq, a predicted model, not a curated record